AGCUGGGAGGACUGCUGAAGUACGUGCGGCCCUUCCUGAACUCCAUCAGCAAGGCCAAGGCAGCUCGGCUGGUCCGCUCCCUGCUCGACCUCUUCCUGGACAUGGAGGCAGCCACAGGACAGGAGGUUGACCUGUGUUUAGAGUGUAUUGAAUGGGCCAAAUCUGAGAAGAGGACUUUCCUACGCCAGGCUCUGGAGGCGAGGCUGGUCUCCUUGUACUUCGAUACCAAGAGGUACCAAGAAGCUCUGCAGCUGGGCUCCCAGCUUCUUCGGGAGCUGAAGAAGAUGGACGACAAGGCGCUGCUGGUGGAAGUGCAGCUCUUGGAAAGUAAGACCUACCACGCCCUGAGCAACCUGCCAAAAGCAAGAGCAGCCUUAACCUCUGCACGGACUACAGCCAACGCCAUCUACUGCCCACCCAAGCUGCAGGCAGCGUUGGACAUGCAGUCAGGUAUUAUCCACGCAGCAGAGGAGAAGGACUGGAAAACAGCCUAUUCCUAUUUUUAUGAGGCGUUUGAGGGAUAUGAUUCAAUUGACAACCCAAAAGCCAUCACUGCGCUGAAAUACAUGUUGCUGUGCAAAAUCAUGCUGAACAUCCCAGAAGAUGUGCAGGCAUUAGUGAGUGGAAAGCUUGCUCUGCGGUAUGCAGGAAGACAGACAGAAGCACUAAAAUGUGUGGCACAGGCCAGUAAGAACCGAUCGCUGGCAGACUUUGAGAAGGCUCUGACAGACUACAAGGUGGAGCUCAGGGACGACCCCAUCAUAAACACACACUUGGCUAAGCUGUAUGAUAAUUUAUUGGAACAGAAUCUGAUCAGAGUCAUCGAACCCUUCUCCAGAGUACAGAUUGAACACAUAUCAAGCCUCAUCAAGCUCUCAAAGGCCGAGGUAGAAAGGAAACUGUCACAGAUGAUCUUGGACAAGAAGUUUCAUGGCAUCCUCGACCAGGGGGAGGGAGUCCUCAUCAUCUUCGACGAGCCCCCCGUAGACAAGACGUACGAAGCCGCCCUCGAGACCAUCCAGAACAUGAGUAAAGUAGUGGAUUCGCUCUACAACAAAGCCAAGAAGCUGACAUAGAGCUGAAUUUGCUAGCUGUCAUUUGGAGAGUGUGUGUGACAGGAGAGUGAAACCUUUGGGAAAAUGUUAGGAGACUCUUUUUUUUUUUUUUUUUUUUCUCUCUUUGUUCUACUUUUCGCUCGGAAAGUUUUUAAACUUCCUCAUCAGUGCAUCCUGUACUCCAUACGAUGCGUGUUCCAGUUCCCAUGUAACCUUUACUGGCCGAACUUUGUAUCUGGGGGGGGGAAAUAUUGUUUAAACAAAGAGGGUAUUCUAAAUAAAAGGAAAAAGGCUUACACUACCUAAA
This is a messenger RNA of Merops nubicus (carmine bee-eater), 1362 nucleotides long. RefSeq names its product proteasome (prosome, macropain) 26S subunit, non-ATPase, 11 (gene PSMD11). The annotation marks the transcript as partial. Gene Ontology annotation, biological process: ubiquitin-dependent protein catabolic process. The transcript is spliced from 12 exons. Gene Ontology annotation, cellular component: proteasome regulatory particle, lid subcomplex. The record is from RefSeq and is a predicted model, not a curated record. Gene Ontology annotation, molecular function: structural molecule activity; protein binding. Lineage: Eukaryota; Metazoa; Chordata; Aves; Coraciiformes; Meropidae.